Messenger RNA from Talaromyces atroroseus, 912 nucleotides. RefSeq lists its product as hypothetical. Gene Ontology annotation, biological process: negative regulation of DNA-templated transcription. The transcript is spliced from 3 exons. The record is from RefSeq and is a predicted model, not a curated record. Gene Ontology annotation, molecular function: DNA-binding transcription factor activity. NCBI's taxonomy places the organism in Eukaryota, Fungi, Ascomycota, Eurotiomycetes, Eurotiales, Trichocomaceae. Bases 1 to 912 code for a protein of 303 amino acids.
AUGGCUUCCGAUGUGGCGGCUCUCGAGGCGGAGGUAAAAGAAUUUAAACUACAACAAUCGUUCGUCAUUCAGCUCGAAACAGUCCAAUCGAGCUUGCAGGUAGAUCCCGAAAAUGCGGAGCUUCAAAGCCUAAAGGCUGAAUUAGAAGAAUUCAUCAGCUUGACUGAAGCAUCCAUUGCCGAGCUCAAACCUGCCACACCUACCCCGCCAACUUCCAAACCAUCCCAGCAACCCACAAAAGAGAAAUGGUCUAAAGAGAGUCAUCCUGCCUACCAAUCUGGCUAUCGCAAAACAACCGAUCCUGUCCCAUCAGAAGAGCCGCCUGCACCUAUCUCUUUCUCGGUCAAUGAUAACGUACUCGCGCGGUGGAAAUCCGGGGAUGGAUCCUUUUAUCCGGCUCGGAUUACGUCGAUUACUGGAUCCUCCAGCAAUCCGGUCUAUAUUGUGUCAUUCAAGUCGUAUGGAACGACAGAGACACUGAAUGCGAGGGAUAUCAAACCUAUUUCUAGCAGUGCUGAUUCGCGGAAACGCAAAGCUGAUGAAACGCCAGGCAUAUCUCCUUCUCAGGCCGUGCCGCAAAAUACUAGUAUAAUAUCAGCUGCGGCUGAGAUAAAUCCCACACUUGCCAACCAAGCUCGCAAUGAGCCGAGCAAAGUGAGUGACGGACCACCACGACCGAACAAGGUUCCGCGCAAGGUCAAAGCCAACAAAGAGCUCGAGGCUGGGAAGUCCAAAUGGCAAGAUUUCACCAGCAAAUCUAAAUUUGGAAAGGGUGCUAAGAAGGAGAGUAUGUUCCGGACACCAGAAGGAGUAAAUGCGAGAGUCGGCUUCACUGGUUCCGGCCAAGCAAUGCGUAAAGAUCCAACCCGCAGCCGUCACAUUUACCAGCAGGCUGAUGACGAAGGUUACUGA